CUCUCUCUCUCUCUCUCUCUCCUGAACCAGACUCUUUUCUUUCUUUUCUUUCUUUUCUCUCUCUCUCUCUCUCCCCCUCUGCACUAGCUCAUGGGCAGUGCCUCUGUUCCUUCAGGACUGCUUUUCUCUCUCCCUCUCCGGGUUCUCCCGUGUACUGCGCUUCCCUCUCCCCGGCUCUCUCGAUCGUUAUCCCCGCCGUGUAUCCGUCUCUACUCCGCUAUCUGACAUCUUCCAGCAUCGCCUGCUAAUGAUGACGAUGAGGUUAGACACCCGGGCUUCCGCAUCCUGUUCCAGACCCCGCCCUGCAGCGCGCGUGUCAUCGGCGAGCAGAUGGCAGUGCCCCCCCCCCGGAAAGCCCUGACUGCCCUGGUGGCUGCCACCUUCACCCCCAUGACUGUCAAGGGGGAUGUGAACCUCUCUGUGAUUGGUCAGUAUGUCGACUACCUUGUGGAGAAUCAAGGCGUUCACGAUAUAUUUGUGAAUGGCACCACUGGCGAGGGCAUGUCGCUCAGCAUGGACGAGAGGAAGGUGCUGGCAGAGGAGUGGUGCCGACAGGGCAAGGGCAAGGUAGAUCAUGUGAUUGUUCAUGUGGGAUGUUUGAGUUUGAGAGAGUCCCAGGAGCUGGCAAGACAUGCAGCUGGGAUCGGGGCUGACGGGAUAUCAGCUGCAGGGAUCUCUGCCAAGGCUGCCCUGCAAGGGGCUCAGGAGCUCAUCCCCUCCUUCCAGGGACUCAAGUUUAGCAGCAGAGACCUGCUGGACUUCGACCAGUGUGUCCACAGCAGUCCCCGGUCCUGGCCAAUGCUCUAUGGGGUGGAUGAGCAAUUACUGUCAGGGUUGGUUCUGGGAGCACAUGGUGCUGUUGGCAGCACCUACAAUUACAUGGGCAGCGUGGUUAAUGGCAUGCUGGCUGCUUUUGAGAAGGGAGGUAUCGCUGAGGCCAGGAAGAUCCAGGUAAUGAUCACACAGUUUCUUCAGCACAGUAUUGGUAUUGCUGAUGUUUCCAAUAGGAAAAGGGAAGUGCUGAUGUAA
Messenger RNA from Polyodon spathula (Mississippi paddlefish), 1029 nucleotides. Its product is annotated as N-acetylneuraminate lyase-like. The record is from RefSeq and is a predicted model, not a curated record. The transcript is spliced from 8 exons. The coding region runs from base 331 to 1029 and encodes 232 amino acids. Gene Ontology annotation, biological process: N-acetylneuraminate catabolic process. NCBI's taxonomy places the organism in Eukaryota, Metazoa, Chordata, Actinopteri, Acipenseriformes, Polyodontidae. Gene Ontology annotation, molecular function: 4-hydroxy-tetrahydrodipicolinate synthase activity; N-acetylneuraminate lyase activity.